Molecule: messenger RNA, 2983 nt
Organism: Chironomus riparius
Lineage: Eukaryota; Metazoa; Arthropoda; Insecta; Diptera; Chironomidae
Source: the annotation of a GenBank genome assembly
AUUCCAAAAAUGACAAUAAAUUUUAAAAAAUAAUCAAUCAACAUUAGUUAUUGAAUUGACACAAGGCAGACAUAGUUGCUGCACAGCUAUUAGCCAUAAAUGUCCAUGCCUUCAAAGGUCCAGGCUUAUAAAGUCUUAAACAAUUUGCUCCAGGCGAUGGAGUUCCUGUAAUCAUCGAUGCUAUUCCAGAAUACACUGCAACUGGUUCUGGAUAGUAAGCAUACCAUGCAGUUCCAUCAUGAAGUCCAUUCAGCCAGAAGUUUGUGUCUACUUGAGCAGCAAUAAGAGCAAAAGCAUUAAAUGCUGUCCAUUGCUUUCCAUUGACCAUAGCUAGCUGAAUCAUUCCAUUUUGAUGGCAUUUAUUAUAAGCUUGUUGGAAUGUGAAUGCUCCAUUGACUAUGCAGGCUGUUACUGCCAUACCUAAAAAUGAGUACUGCUUGUUACAAAUUCCUGUAUUAAGCGGUGGAAGGGUAGUUGUUGUUGCAACCGUUGUUGUUGUGGUAGAUGCUACGGUUGUGGUAGAUGCUAAGGUUGUAGGAGCUUCAGUUGUUGAUGCUAAAGUUGUAGGAGCUUCAGUUGUUGGUGCUAAAGUUGUUGGAGCUUCAGUUGUUGGAGCUAAAGUUGUAGGAGCUUCAGUUGUUGGUGCUAAAGUUGUAGGAGCUUCAGUUGUUGGUGCUAAUGUUGUAGAAGCUUCAGUUGUUGGAGCUAAAGUUGUAGGAGCUUCAGUUGUUGGUGCUAAAGUUGUAGGAGCUUCAGUUGUUGGUGCUAAAGUUGUUGGAGCUUCAGUUGUUGGAGCUAAAGUUGUAGGAGCUUCAGUUGUUGGUGCUAAAGUUGUAGGAGCUUCAGUUGUUGGUGCUAAUGUUGUAGAAGCUUCAGUUGUUGGAGCUAAAGUUGUAGGAGCUUCAGUUGUUGGUGCUAAAGUUGUAGGAGCUUCAGUUGUUGGUGCUAAAGUUGUAGGAGCUUCAGUUGUUGGUGCUAAAGUUGUUGGAGCUUCAGUUGUUGGUGCUAAUGUUGUAGAAGCUUCAGUUGUUGGAGCUAAAGUUGUAGGAGCUUCAGUUGUUGGUGCUAAAGUUGUUGGAGCUUCAGUUGUUGGUGCUAAUGUUGUAGGAGCUAAAGUUGUUGGAGCUUCAGUUGUUGGUGCUAAUGUUGUUGGUGCUAAAGUUGUAGGAGCUUCAGUUGUUGGAGCUUCAGUUGUUGGUGCUAAAGUUGUAGGAGCUUCAGUUGUUGGUGCUAAAGUUGUUGGAGCUUCAGUUGUUGGUGCUAAUGUUGUAGAAGCUUCAGUUGUUGGAGCUAAAGUUGUAGGAGCUUCAGUUGUUGGUGCUAAAGUUGUUGGAGCUUCAGUUGUUGGUGCUAAUGUUGUAGGAGCUAAAGUUGUUGGAGCUUCAGUUGUUGGAGCUUCAGUUGUUGGUGCUAAAGUUGUUGGAGCUUCAGUUGUUGGUGCUAAUGUUGUAGGAGCUUCCGUUGUUGGUGCUAAAGUUGUAGGAACUUCAGUGGUCGGAACCACUGUUGUAGGUACAUCAUUUGCACAAUAUGAUGCCCAAUUUGCAGCUUCUUGCGUUGCUUGAGAUUGUAAGUUACUUAAUGUUGCUGAGCAUGUUGCAAAAUCAAUUGUCAUCAUGUCAUUAAUUAAAGCUUGAACUAAACCGAUUAAAUUUGUGAAAUUUGCUACGAAUGGUGGACAUCCUGUCUGUGUUCCAUUGUAAGUCUGAACUGACUGUAGUAAGGCAUUCAGUUGGGUAAGAAGCUGCUGCAAUGGAGUUGUUAAGGCUAGACGUGGAUCAAUUGUUGUUGGAAUCUCGGUUGUUGGGACUUCGGUUGUUGGCGCUAAAGUUGUUGGGACUUCGGUUGUUGGUGCUAAAGUUGUUGUGACUUCGGUUGUUGGCGCUAAAGUUGUUGGAAUCUCGGUCGUAGGAACUUCAGUUGUAGAAACCACAGUUGUAGGCACAUCAUUGGCACAGUAAGAAGCCCACGCUUCAGCCAGCUGACUUAAGAAACUUUCUAGACUUGCCAGGUUUGCAGAUCCAAUUGAAAAGUCAACUGUGAACAUAUUAGCGAUCAAGCUUUGUAGCUGAGCAACUGCAGAUGUUGCAUUGCCAACAAAUGAAGGAACACCAACUUGUGAUCCAGAAUAACUUUGCAUGCUCAAUAUCAAUGCAUUUAAAUUGGCAAGAAGUUGAUCUGCUAAAGGUCCUAAAGCUAAACGAGGAUCGAUUGUUGUUGGAGCUUCAGUUGUUGGUGCUAAAGUUGUUGGUGCUACAGUUGUUGGAGCUUCAGUUGUUGGAGCCAAAGUAGUUGGUGCCAAUGUUGUAGGAACAUCAUUAAUGCAAUAAGAAGCCCAUGCAGCAGCAAGUUGACUAAAGAAAUUUUGCAAGUUUGUCAAAGUUCCAGAACAAAUCGAAAACUCAAUUGUGAACAUGUUUGUAAUCAAAUCUUGUGCCUGAGUAGCUGCUGAUGAUGCAUUACUGACAAAUAAAGGAACUCCAGCUUGAGAUCCAUUAUAACUUUGCAUGCUCUGCAAUAAUGCAUUGAUAUUGGCAAGAAGUUGUUGAGCUAAAUUAACCAAAGCUAUGCGUGGAUCAAUGGUUGUUGUUGUAGUUGUAGUUGUUGUAGAAGUUGUUGUUGUGACGUCAUUUGUGCAAUACAAUGCCCAGUUUGCAGCCUCUUGUGCUACCUGUGAUUGUAGGCUACUCAAUGUAGCUGAGCAUGUGCCAAAGUCAAUUGUCAUCAUGUCGUUAAUUAAAGUUUGAACUAAACCGAUCAAAUUUGAGAAAUUAGCUACGAAUGAUGGACAUCCUGUCUGUGUUCCAUUGUAAGUCUGAACUGACUGUAGUAAGGCAUUCAAUUGUGCAAGAAGCUCCUGUAAUGGUGUUAUUAAAGCUAAGCGUGGAUCUUUGGUUGUUGUGGUUGUUGUAGAUGUUGUUGUCGAUGUGACAGUUGUUGUAGCAAUCGUUGUUGUUGUUGCUAAGACGGUUGUUAAAUUACA